CGUUGUAAAUACUUUGAAGGAUAUAUUGGGUCUUCGUGAACCACUAUAUAAAAGCCAUCGUACAAUUUGCAUUCACGGUCAGUGUUCAACAAGAGGUUUGAAAAUACACACUACACAGCAACAGGCAUUACACACAAUGAUGAUCCAAGUACUUUCAAUUCUGCUGGUGGUUAUAUCCGGCAUCCUUUGCAGUGGAACACAGCAAGGAGUAUCUAGUACUCAAACUGGACAGACAUUGCAAAUUCAGCCCAAUGUAAGAAAGUAUAACAAACACACUGCCACGGAAAAACCUUGUACAACUGCAGGCUCACCGACGGGCACGCGAAAGGACAAACCGGACAACUAUUCAGACUCGCAGGACUACGUGCCCAUCGGCGGCGCGGCCGGUCCCGGAUAUCCUUACCCGUACCCGUAUCCGUAUCAACCGUUGGGCCCUUACCAACCGGUCGGCCCUUACCUGCAGCCAACCGGCCCUGUGCUGGUGCCGAGCGGCAAUCCGUAUCGGCCGCUACAACAGUACCCGUACGAACCGCAAUACGCCGUGGACGGGGCUGCGCCGCCACCACUGCCGCCGUACAACUACGCGCCCUACUACCCCGCCGGGCCGCCGUACGUGGCGGCGCCCCCUCCGUACUACCCGGCCACACCGCAGCCGCUUUACGAACAGCCGACCGUGGUGGACGCGUAUCGCUCGCCGCUGUACCAGCCGCAGCCGGCGGAACAGGCUCAGUUUUUCAGACAGCCCGCCGGAGGUUUGCCGCCGUACUACUCGUCGCCGCACUUCAGAGCCCACGCGUACAACAGACCUGCGCCGGCGUUCCUCCAACAACGGGACGCCGCGUUUCUCCAGCAACGGGACGCCGCAGCCACUCCCGCCACCGCCACCGCGGCCACAGGUACCAACAACGCUGAACCGCAGUACGAACAACAGCAGUCCGGACCGUUCGACGGCAACCAGUUUCAUUACUGACGCGGUCGAUCGCAUCAAAAACGUUUACUACCUGGUAACCGCCGCGCCUCACGAUAGACUUAGUUUGGUUCUAUACAUUAUUCGCAAUACCAUAAACCAUUAUUGAACGUCUGCCGAGUGCAGCGCCGCCGUAUAUAGUAUAGAAUAUCGUCUGAAUACCUAAACAGUAUCAAACUCUCAAUAAUAAUAAUAUAUUAUAUUAUAUUAUAAACUAUAAAUAGUUCGAUUAAAUUAAAAUAUAUUACAGUGUAAGUAGGUAUUAAAGAUGUAUGUGUUUUACAGACAUCAGACGUAUAGAUACUUACACAAUACUCGGAUUAAAGCUGCGUUUGUCUGUAUAAUAAUAUUCAGGACAUCGUAUAUAUUAUUAUAAACGCCGUUUCCUGAGUCAAUAAUAUCGUAUUAUAUUGGUUUAAAAUAUUUUUGUCGGUUCUAUGCCACUGCAUACAACAUUUAGGGGUUAGCAUUCAUACAUAACUAUAAAUAAUGAUAUUUUAUUAAUUAUGUGUUUUACACAGGACAUUGUUAUAAUAAGAAAUUUGCAAUUAUACGUAUUUUAUACAUUCUUAGUGGCGUUUGUAUUUUUGAAAAUACAAACAAUAAUCGUUCAUCGCUGUAUUUUAUAACAAAUAAUUAUUAAUUUAAAUAGUACAAUAUUUGUUUACGUUUAAGACGGUAUCAUACGUGUAAUUUUAAUGUAUUGUGAUUUUAUUUCUCCAAUUAAAAAUAAAAAUACCAUUUACCUACUUAUUA
Messenger RNA from Aphis gossypii (cotton aphid), 1723 nucleotides. RefSeq lists its product as uncharacterized. The transcript is spliced from 3 exons. Bases 137 to 970 code for a protein of 277 amino acids. The record is from RefSeq and is a predicted model, not a curated record. NCBI's taxonomy places the organism in Eukaryota, Metazoa, Arthropoda, Insecta, Hemiptera, Aphididae.